Pocillopora meandrina is the source of this 2421-nucleotide messenger RNA. The record is from the annotation of a GenBank genome assembly. Lineage: Eukaryota; Metazoa; Cnidaria; Anthozoa; Scleractinia; Pocilloporidae.
AUGAAAACCGAAGGUAGAGUAAGACAGUUAAACAGGAUGGAUAUGCUCUAAAAAAGUAUUGUACCUUGCACAAAAGCUAACGGUCAGCUUUGUGCCAGGUACAAUCCUUUUUCGUUGUUGAUCCUAAGUCAAAGAAUUAUUAGAAUUGUUCGAAAAAUGUUUAAAAUUUGUUCCUUGGAAACUAGUUAUGAAGCAGCAAGGAAUUUUUGUGUCAGCCCUUACAAAGCAGAUGACUGGCUCUUAAUCUAGCAGCAGAAAACUAAAAUCAACUUAAGUCGCAUCACCCACGGAUAAGUGCCUGCGCAUUUAGAAACAUGGCGCAUUUUUUUCCAAUCUUAUCUUUUAUCUUAUCUAUAUAUUUCGUAUCUCAACCAUUUAGACUAUAGAUGACAGAAAGAAUUGCGUAUUCGUAGGAAUAUAUUUUUUUCGAAGUAGGGUUUGAUAAAUCUUGACUCAUUUGCAUCCUACUAAGUAAGGUGAACUCGUUGUUUAUGCCUCGCUUUAAUUCCCAACACCAAGCAACGAUUCAAUAUGUUAUUGGAAUGAUAAACAUAGAAACUCUUGGAGAGCCUGCUCGAUAAAAUUGUUUGACCCACACUUGGGUUUUUUUAAACGGUGAAUAACUUGAUUGAAGAGGAACUGAACAAUAGUUUGCUUAAAAUUGUGCAUCAUGAUCAAUUUAUAUUGUCGCUCUAAACGAUUUGGAUAUUCAUUAACAGAUUCUGACGAAUGCAAUGCCUCCGUUAGCGUUUGUGAUGUGAACGCUGACUGCAAAAACACUCUGGGAUCGUAUCGCUGCUCUUGCAGAGCCGGUUUUUCUGGAGAUGGACAUACUUGCAGAGGUGGGAAGAAAUUUAAUCAGAAAACGCACAGUUUUCUUGAAGCCAUGCCGUUGCAAGGAAUUAAUUCUUUGAGCUUUCUUUGACUAUUUCUUCAUUAGGUCUAAAAUUGUUUCCCGUCAACAAUUUAUUCUUGAUCUAAUUUAAAAGUUUGGUGCAAAUGUUUUGAAAUCUUUGUAUCGUUUUCUUUCGAUCAGAUAAUCUUUAAUUUUAUCUUACUGCAAAGAGUUUAUUAUGCGUAUCAGCGAUACGGCGGAACUUCCAUGAUAAACCCUAGACAUCUUAGACCUCAAUUUCCAGGUGUUAACCCUAUCCUCAAUAGUUUUUGUAUAGUGUGUUCGUUGUUCAACUGAAAGUGAUAAAAUGCUGGGGAAAAGAAACAACUACCUCAAGAUAAAGGCCGCAGAAUUUGCGUAAAAGGCAGAAAAAGCCGAUUGCCAGAGCAUUUUAGGCUCUUAUCAGUGUUCUCGCAGACCUGGAUUUUUUGGCAUUGGUACAACUUGUUACCGACAUUUGGGUUUGGAUAUUUGGAUAUUUGGGUUUUUAAGACAGAUUAACUAACUUGUUAUUUUCAACGCUUCAAAUUCGAUUCACGUUUUUUGUGGACAUUCCCCCUAAAAUUUCACAGAUAUCAUGUUCAGGAGUAAAUACUUUUUUUUUUUUUAAAGGUGCUGUGAAUCUCAAAACCGAUGGGAGAAGGGGACGCUUUGGAACUAUACAGACGUUCAUUGUUCCACGGACCACCCGCUAUCUCAUCAAAGCCUGGGGCGCUCGGGGAGGAACACAUUCAUACGAUUAUGGAGACAAUCCAGGAACAUAUUAUGGUGGAAAGGGAGCAUUUAAAGAAGGGAAGUUCAGACUGAAUAAAGGAACAGUGUUAAAUAUUGUGGUGGGACAAAGAGGAGGAGAUUCAGUGGAGGUUAAAGGUGGACAAAGCACUAGCAAAACAGCAGCUCAACUAGGAGUGUCCGUGGAAGACAAUGCUGGCACUGGAGGAGGGGGAGGAAGUUUUGUUUAUACUACAGCUGAUGUUCUGUUGCUGGCUGCCGGAGGAGGAGGGGGUGCGUCUGGCGGAUAUAAUGGUGUGGAUGGUCAGGCGGAAUCAAAUGGCACCAGUAGUGUAGGGCAGGUUUCGUCACAAGUUCGAAAUGGAGGCAUAGGUGGGCAGCCAGGUGAAUGCAACAGUGAGGGCGGUUACCACCAUGGAGGAGUGGGAGCGGGUUGGUUUGGUCAAGGUUGUACCCGGCUAAGUUCCUCCCAUGGGGAAAGAGGUGGGUCACGUGCGCAAGCGUGGAUCGGAGGUCAAGCCGGAGAUAUGAAUAGCGGUAAUAACGGGGGCCCUGCACCAGGAGCAGUUGGUGGGUUUGGUGGUGGGGGAGGUGGAGCAGAGGAUAAUGGUGCAUCAGGUGGAGGUGGUGGCUACUCUGGGGGGGUAGUGGUACCCGUUGGCAACAAGCCGGAGGUGGAGGAGGCUCGUACUGUAAUGGCGAAGAUUGUUCCGGUUUGGCUGGUGGGAAUUCGAAUGAUGAUGGCCUUGUGCAAAUUAUGGAAUUGUUCGGCUGAUUCCAAAACAUUUUCUUGA